UUCCCGUUGACCUUGUUCUUAUACAUCACAUCUAAUGCCUCCUCGCACGACGCUUUCCACGCGCGUUGCACGCGCCGUGGACGCUGAAGGAUACAUCUGUCCAUCGUGUCUCUUCACAAAUCGCACGCGACCGCAGCAACUUCAACAACGCCAAUCGCAGCGCCCCAACCACUCCCGAACGGCGGCAGCGACACGUUCUCUCACGAUCAAGACUCAAAAACCAUUUACUACCAAUGGAACCUACAGACAGAGACUCCGCCAGCCUAAAAGCCUCCCUCAGGCUUCACGUUCCUAUGCUUCGCUCGCCUCCUCCACAGCGAUCAAUGCCCCCACAUCCAUACCCGAAUCCCUCAAGCCUCUCUACCAAGCCCUUCAACAACUAGAGAAGUCCUCAACAUCAAGCUACAUCGAUCUUGCGCGCCUGCAACUCGCUCUUCGAUCUCUUGAGUCAGAGGAUCCUGUGAUACGCAUUGCUUUCCUCGGCUUGGGAGAGAAGGGUGAGAAGGCUGCAAGGAGGUUGGUAAGAGUUCUGUUGGCAGACGCGUUGAGUGAUGGAGUGGAAAGCUGGGAGAAACAAAUCUUGGAGGGUGAUGGGACGGGGACGUUAUUAGUGAGAUAUGGAGAAGAGGUGGAAGAUGUGGGUGUUAGUGGAGGCGGAAACACAGGUAGAGGGAGGGAGCUGAGGGUCUCAAGUCCGCUGCUGAGAAAAGCUGGAAUGGAGAUUUUGAUUACGGGGUUGAAUGCUGCAAAGUCUGCUUCGCAGGAUGGUGUCCCGGAGGAGGAGAGGCUACGCGAGUGGGAGGAUAGUUUGUUGGUACCUGCGCUGACAAUUCCCGGGGCGGGAGGAAGAGUGGGGUUUGUGAGGUAUCCUGUGCACAAGACGAUUGUUGUCGCUGAAGGUGUGAGCGGGGCCGUGGAGUUGGGCAGGAUGCCAAGGGGACUGGAGCAGAACGGAAUGAUACAGAGUGCGGUUUCCUUGCCUUUGAGAACAGACGGUACCACAGAGAUGGGUGGCCAAGAUGGGAAUGUCGUGGACAUCGGUUUGGCGGAACAUGCUCUUGCACUGUUCAGAGAGAACAGAGCCAAUGGAGCUGUGUUCAGCAGGGAAUGGCAGGCGAGUAAGGUGGGCACUGUGGCAACCUGGCUAUCGAAUAGCUCGAAGACUGGCGAGGGAGACGAUUAUCUGAAGCCUGCUGUCCGAGAUUUGCUGGAUUCGCUGCUUCACAGAACGGAAACUGCUGUCCAAGCAGCAGACGGCAGUGCUCUGGAAGUUUACGAAGCACAAUCUGUCCCGAGCUCGAAACGAGGCGACCUUCAAGAAGCUGUGGCGACUUGGUCGAAAGAUGCGCAUCAUGACCUGCAGACCAACUUGUCGACGGCUUUCCUGGGACCUGCUUGGAAGCGCACCGUAUGGUGGCGGCUGUUCUGGAGAAUCGAUGAAGUAUCAAUCUCCGCUUCAGAUGUCCUUCGGCGAGGCUGGCUUGUCGAGGCAGAACAAAACCUGGCUUUCCUCUCAGGCCGACUUCUGGAAGCUGGUGUUGCUACAGAAAAUCAACUUCGUGGAAUAUCUCAGCCGAUCGAAGACGAAGAUAAGUCUUCUGAGGCAGUGACCACUGCGACAAGCGGCAAGACUCUUCUUGACGAACGCACGGAAAAAGAAAUGGCGGACUACGAUGGCGUGCAGCAGGGCAUUCUGAAAGAUGGCCGGCCGGAGACGGUAGCAGAGUUGAUGCAACUGCCUCCUCUCCUCUCCAAAAUCCGAGAAGAGACUGGUCUCAAUGCGCUCUUCAAUCCUCCUUGGCCGCAGACGAUUAAUCUCGCACGCGAACAGAUCCUUCAUGAGAUGGUUCCGAAUUUGCACGCAAAGGCCCAGCGCCUCAUGCUUGCGUCCCUGUCUACAAUGGGUGGGUCCAGCGCACUCGCUGCUUGGCUGUGGGUUGCGAGCGGAGGUGUUGCACUCUAUGAGAGUGGUGCUAUUGCGGCUUUUGGGCUUGUCUGGGCAUUGCGGAGAUUGCAGAGCAAAUACGGGAAGGAAAGAGAAGUAUUUGCUGGCACGGUGAGAGAAGAUGCGAGGAGAGUCUUGGCUGAUGUGGAAGGGAGGAUGUUGAGGCUGGUGAGGGAUGGAGGAAGAGCAGACCUCAGAGUGGAGGAUCAGAAGGAACGAGAGGAGGCGAAGAGGACGCUUGAGGCUGUACGAGCGGUAUUGGAGAAGGUGGGCAAAGCUGACAAGUGAGAGGUGGCAUCCUGCGGGCAAGAAAUAUGCCCUGCCGCUGCGCAGCGAAAACGACAUGUGUUCUCCGCUGAUAUGGGCGCAGAGAUCAGUAUGGAACACAGCUACAACAACUCUAGCAUGUUUGCCAUAUCAUCCGUGAAGCCAGCUCGGCAAACAACACGAUCAAUAUGCUACACAGAUCGUGGCCACCACGGUACAGCAAGCAAUGCGAACAGUUCAUGUAUAUCACCGCUGUGAAUGCAUUUCUCAGAC
This is a messenger RNA of Cercospora beticola, 2485 nucleotides long. RefSeq lists its product as uncharacterized. Lineage: Eukaryota; Fungi; Ascomycota; Dothideomycetes; Mycosphaerellales; Mycosphaerellaceae. The record is from RefSeq and is a predicted model, not a curated record.